AUGAAUCCUUAUUCGGUUAUAAUCGAUAUUAUUGAAGCGAGAGGAAAUAUUGAUUUAUUCCGUGAUGACUUAACGCAGAAUAUUGAAGGCCUUUCUCAUAAAAUACAAAUUUAUGAAGCAGAAGUAUCUUAUUUGCAUGAUCUCGACAAGUUGACCAAUAAUGUAACUUCAACAUAUUUGCCAAUACUUAGAUCAGCACACGAAGCACUGCUCUCUAUAAAUAAAUAUGAUCAUUUCGAAAUAUAUUCCUACCAAAAGCCGCCUAAAAUUAUGGAAACAGUUAUGAUGGGCAUUCCAAUUCUUCUUGGCUGCAAAAAGCCUUCCUGAGGCCAAUAUAAAAUAAUAGCGCAGUGAAGAAACUUAUGGAAUGAUUUGCUAAGUCUUGAAGUGACUCCUAAGGCUUUGGAGAACAUAAAGCCAAUUAUAGAAGAAUUUGAAGGAAAUGAAAUGCAAUUAAAGAUGUGUUCAACAGCCCUUUAUAAAUGGUAUUCUUGAAUGUAA
Molecule: messenger RNA, 501 nt
Organism: Blepharisma stoltei
Lineage: Eukaryota; Ciliophora; Heterotrichea; Heterotrichida; Blepharismidae
Source: the annotation of a GenBank genome assembly